AUGGACGCUCCAUACUGGAUAAUUACCAUAUGCGCUCUGUUAAUCAUAGCGCCUGUAGUGGUACAAGCGCAGGCUAAUACACAGCAGAGCUCUGAUGAAUCAGGUUCUGACUGGGGCGAAAGCAACAGCUUCGUCGGCAAAAACACCAGGAUAAUAAUCAUCGUUGUGUCAGUGGUUGCUGGCACCGUGGUCAUUUUUGCAAUCGCAUCCUCCAUCCUCUACGUCAUCGCAAAACGCAGGCAAUGGGCUGUUCGAGAAACUAUCCGACGCUCUACUCGGCGCAUGGCAGACGCCAUAAAAUCACCUCUAACACCACGAUUCCCCAGACCAGCUGGAGAAAGUAGCACCGGUCAAACACCUUCAUAUACGCGCCAACAAUCACGACGGGCGAGACAAAACUGGUAUUCGCGGGGGAUGACCAGGAUCGCAGAGGAAGGAGGUUCAUCACAGACACAGUAUAUCCUCAAAGAUGAUGACGAUAUAUCUGGUCUGAUCAACAGUCAAGCAAGCCGGGAGAGUAGCGAGCGAUAUGUAACAGCAACAAAAUCGACAUGGGGCCAUUCGCAUUCCGAGUCCAAUGACAGCUAUACCAACAAUAUCAGCGCAAAAUCAUAUUUCUUUGACUUUGGCUCAAAACCGGCCGGCGGUUCUAAUAGUCCAAAGAAAACGCAAAAAUCGAAACAGAAAAAAAAACCCGAUUUUGACUUGGAGAGAGGGAUUGAGUUGGGUGCUACCGACCAUAUGAAGGUUACCGUAUCGCUGUCUACGACUAAAGAUAGCGAUAAGUUGGCUGCGGAGAAUCCGUCGAAGAAGAGUUGGGGAUCGCUUUUUGCGUUUGGUCAGCGGUGA
Talaromyces marneffei is the source of this 849-nucleotide messenger RNA. RefSeq lists its product as uncharacterized. The coding region runs from base 1 to 849 and encodes 282 amino acids. The record is from RefSeq and is a predicted model, not a curated record. The transcript has 2 exons. NCBI's taxonomy places the organism in Eukaryota, Fungi, Ascomycota, Eurotiomycetes, Eurotiales, Trichocomaceae.